AUGAGCCGCCCCAAGGUCCUCCUCCUCGGCAAGAUUGACCACGCCCACGACGCCUGGUCAACCAUUGCCGACAUCGCCGACGUCAUCAAGCCCAAGUCCACCAACAGAGCAGACUUCAUCGCAGAGUGCCAGUCCGGCGCCCUCGACGGCAUCAGCGUCGCCUACCGCACCUUUGACUCCGUCUCCAUCACCGGCAAGAUUGACAGCGAGCUGCUCGACGCCCUGCCCAAGACGCUCAAGUUUAUGUGCCACAACGGCGCCGGCUACGACCAAAUCGACGUCCAGGCCUGCACAGCCCACAACGUCCACGUCUCCAACACGCCCACGGCCGUCGACGCCGCCACCGCCGACGUGACCAUCUGGCUCCUCAUCGGCGCCCUGCGCAACCUGCCCAUUGGCAUCCACGCCCUGCGCGCCGGCAAGUGGCGCGGCUCCCCGCCGCCCGCCCUGGGCCACGACCCCGAGGGCAAGAUCCUCGGCAUCCUGGGCAUGGGCGGCAUCGGCCGCAACGUCGCCGCAAAGGCCCGCGCCUUUGGCAUGAGGAUCCGCUACCACAACCGCUCCCGCCUGAGCCCCGAGCUCGAGGAGGGCGCCGAGUACGUCGAUUUCGAGACGCUGCUCCGGGAGAGCGAUGUCCUGAGCUUGAACCUGCCUCUCAACCCUAGCACCCGCCACUCCAUCGCCGCCCCCCAAUUCGCCCUCAUGAAGCCCGGCAUCGUCAUCGUAAACACCGCCCGCGGCGCCGUCAUGGACGAGGCCGCCCUCGUCGACGCCCUCGCCUCGGGCCAGGUCUCCUCCGUCGGCCUCGACGUCUACGAAAACGAGCCCGAGAUCCACCCGGGCCUGCUCGCCAACCCGAGCGUCCUCCUCGUCCCCCACAUGGGCACCUGGACCCAGGAGACGCAGCAGAAGAUGGAGGAGUGGACCAUUGACAAUGUCCGCAUCGCUGUCAAGGAGGGAAAGCUCAAGAGCAUUGUGCCGGAGCAGAAGGCCUUGGAGGCGUGA
Trichoderma reesei QM6a is the source of this 1005-nucleotide messenger RNA. RefSeq lists its product as uncharacterized. Bases 1 to 1005 code for a protein of 334 amino acids. Gene Ontology annotation, cellular component: cytosol. The record is from RefSeq and is a predicted model, not a curated record. Gene Ontology annotation, molecular function: hydroxypyruvate reductase [NAD(P)H] activity; glyoxylate reductase (NADPH) activity; NAD binding. The transcript has 4 exons. NCBI's taxonomy places the organism in Eukaryota, Fungi, Ascomycota, Sordariomycetes, Hypocreales, Hypocreaceae.